Molecule: messenger RNA, 1344 nt
Organism: Exophiala bonariae
Lineage: Eukaryota; Fungi; Ascomycota; Eurotiomycetes; Chaetothyriales; Herpotrichiellaceae
Exons: 2
Coding region: 1-1344 (447 amino acids)
Biological process (GO): steroid biosynthetic process
Molecular function (GO): 3-beta-hydroxy-Delta5-steroid dehydrogenase (NAD+) activity
Source: RefSeq, a predicted model, not a curated record
AUGGCCACAAUUACGGGAACUAAAGCGAUUGCUAACACUACUACACCGCUCCGAGUUCUUGUGACCGGAGGACUCGGCUUUGUGGGUUCUGCGAUCAUUCGAGCAUUCACAGAGCAACAUCCCGAAUGGGACUUGUAUAUCCUCGACAAGGCGCUACGUACGGAGCCUGAGCCUGACGAAGACGACCCGCUCGAUCUACUUGGAAGUUGUAAGUUCGUCUACUUGCAGGCUGACAUCACAGAUGAAGAGCAGGUGAGAAGGACGCUCGAAGAGGUGCAACCUCAGGUGGUUGUGCAUACGGCAGGCAUGAUUCCUGGCCUAAGUGAGCGAUAUCUGCGACGUCUCGAGGGUGUAGUGCGCAGGGUCAACGUUGAUGGCACCCGACAUGUGGUGGAUGCAGCAAGAAAUAAUGGAUGUAGAGCAUUAGUCUACACGAGUAGCUGCACUGUUGUGACUGAUGAUCUGGACGGAACAUUCCCGAAUAUCGAUGAACGUUGGCCAGUAUCGAAGAAAUCAUCCAUCUACGGUGAGAGCAAAGCGGAGGCAGAGCAGAUUGUUCUGAGCGCAAACACCCCACCAACAACUGCUCAGAUGAACCAGUACCAAAGUGUUGGUAAUCAUGGUGGCCUUCAGGAACAUUCAAUGUCCACUUGUGUGCUCAGACCAUCGGUGAUUUUCGGAGAGGGUGACAAUCAGCUCAUACCAUCAAUCCACGCCUGUAUCCAGAAAGGGGAAACUCGUUACAGAAUCGGAGACGGGAACAACAUGUGGGACACGGUCUACGUGGGCAACGUGGCCGAUGCACAUGUGCUUGCCGUUGAGAAUCUGUUGCUCCAUCAGCCAAGCUCGGGCUCGGAGGAGAGUAACCAUACUCGACGAGUGGACAAUUUGGGAAGUGGUGGCGGUGAGAGUGGUAGUGCCGCAGGCGAGACAUUCUUUAUCCAGAACAACCAGCCGAUUCCAUUUCGAGACUUCAGCCUUGCCAUUUGGAGGGAGUUUGGACACAUCCCACCAGGGUUGGAGAUUCCCAUCCCAGAGGGAUUGGCGUGGAUACUGGGCCUUGUCGCGGAAGCCUUCACGCGAGUCUCUGGGCAAGCGACCACCCUGUGUCGUGGUAGCGUACGGGACGCUUGUGCGGUACGGUAUGCCUCUGGUGACAAGGCUCGAAAGAUACUCGGUUAUCGUCCUCGAAUAGGGCUGGAAGCGGGCCUGAAGAGAAGUUGUCGGGUGAGUCCACUUUCAGAGUCGUACGAUGGUGAUCAUGUUCCAUGUUUUUAUUUUUCGGUGGACCGUUGUUCAGAACGGGUGCAUGUGACCAUGCAAGGCUGCGUUUCGGGGUACUAA